UAGAUCCUCCUCAGAGGAGAGCCAGCUGAUCAUGGAGGCUGAAUGGAACAGGAGGGGAAGUUACUUUAACUUUGUAAGGAAGGAGCAUCUGAAGCUGGAUGAUUUGAGAGAGAGAAAGGGCUCAGGAAACAAAUACCUCUUUAAAAAUGAAAUAAUCCCAGAAUACCCACGACCAGAGAUCCAUGUGAGCCAUCUGAAGCACGACACCAACAGAGGCGGUUUGGAAGGCAUCAAGGAGUCCGGAGGCUUCAAGAACCCGUCUGUGGAACAAGAAUUUGGAAAAGGCCUGGUGUGGUGGGGUCUGGUUGUGGGGAGGAAGGAACUCAGAUCAGCUGAGCAGCGCCUCCUCAAGGAAACAUACCCGAACCGAACAGAGCAGCAGGUCCAGGAUCAGCAGAGCUUCCUGAGGAAGUUUGCCUCCUCGCCGGCCUUCAAGAAGAGCUCCAGGCUGGGAUCGUACCGCUUCACCUUCUCCGUUCAGGAGCUGCUGGAGGCCUACAGUCUGCAGUUUUGCGGCGGUGAGCAGCCCGUCAUGCGCGUGUAUCAGACCCACCUGUACCCACAGGAAGUGAUGUAUGCGGUGCUGGUCCACGGUCCGGCCAAUCAGGAGUUCUCAGACUAUCCUCUUCUGACCGACGACCCAAACGCUGUCUGCUGCUACAAAGAUGGCCGCUUCAUCUGGAGGCCUGAGGCCAUGUGUGCAACUCACAGCUACGAGUUGGUCCAGAACCCGGAGACUCAGCAGAUGGAGGCUCGGACCUACGAGCCCAACUUCUGGCCCCAGUACUACGUCUGGGAUAACGUGGGCAUCGCUCUGCAUGUGGAGAAGGAUAAGCUGCUGGAGUUCGGUCCGGACCGACUGAGAGAGAAACUGAAGUUCUGCGAAGGAGAAAAACUUCCCCACGCUCCGGUCGAGUUUGAUGGCUUCCCGUCUGCUGAGGCGACUGUGCAGGACUUAUGGCCUGAUGACCGCUCCCUGGAGAGAGAUGAAGACCCCUCCCCACUGGAGAGAGAUGAAGAGCAGGACAUUAAUAAAGCAGAAUAGAUCAGAGUUUAGAUAAGCACAUCCUGCCUUCACUGAACUAACAUUACAUUCAGAGUUGGAGCUAAAUAUUGGUUUAUGUUAUUUUAUAAGUAAACAUUUAUUUUCUGGCCGUUUUAGUUUUAGUGAAUGAAUCAUUAAUUAUCGUAAUAAUUGUAGUUGCAGUAGUUCUCUAUGCUUUGAUUGGAAUACUACAAUAAACGGAUGAAAGGAU
This is a messenger RNA of Trematomus bernacchii (emerald rockcod), 1256 nucleotides long. RefSeq lists its product as uncharacterized. The record is from RefSeq and is a predicted model, not a curated record. The coding region runs from base 32 to 1045 and encodes 337 amino acids. The transcript is spliced from 4 exons. Lineage: Eukaryota; Metazoa; Chordata; Actinopteri; Perciformes; Nototheniidae.